Molecule: messenger RNA, 2689 nt
Organism: Spodoptera frugiperda (fall armyworm)
Lineage: Eukaryota; Metazoa; Arthropoda; Insecta; Lepidoptera; Noctuidae
Gene: Alg7
Product: UDP-N-acetylglucosamine--dolichyl-phosphate N-acetylglucosaminephosphotransferase
Exons: 5
Coding region: 139-1326 (395 amino acids)
Biological process (GO): dolichol-linked oligosaccharide biosynthetic process; protein N-linked glycosylation
Cellular component (GO): membrane
Molecular function (GO): UDP-N-acetylglucosamine-dolichyl-phosphate N-acetylglucosaminephosphotransferase activity
Source: RefSeq, a predicted model, not a curated record
GUCAAAUACGUCAGACGUCAAAUGUCAAGUGAUCACCUUAGCGAGAGACUUGACGUGUUAUUUACUUUUAAACACAAAAAUCCCAUUGCCGAUGAUAUUUUUCUAAUAUAACCGUGAUAAUAAUAUAUAACCUGGAAGAUGUGGGAAAUUAUAAUUCUUUUAAUAUUAUCGGCGAUAGCCUACUUUAUAACAGAUGAAUUAAUACCUAAUCUUACAGACCUGUUCGUUAAAGCCGGUCUGUUUGGAAUUGAUUUGUGUAAAACUAGUAAGAAGAAAAUUCCAGAAGCCAUAGGUGUUGUAUCUGGUUGCGUCUUCUUAAUAACAAGUUUUCUAUUUAUACCCAUUGUGUUUGGCAAUGGCUUAAUGGACACACAACACUUUCCUCACAAUGAAUUUGCCGAAGUACUGGCUGGUUUGUUGUCCAUCUGUUGCAUGCUGCUCCUUGGGUUUGCUGAUGAUGUUUUAGACUUGAGAUGGAGAUACAAACUGUUGCUGCCAACAGUGGCAUCACUACCUUUGCUUGUAGUGUAUUAUGUCAACUUCAACUCAACUACUUUUGUGGUUCCAAUUCCACUGAGACAGUGGUUGGGAGUUUCCAUCAAUAUUGGUAUACUCUAUUAUGUCUACAUGGGAAUGUUGGCUGUUUUCUGCACAAAUGCCAUAAACAUACUGGCUGGUGUCAAUGGACUUGAAGUUGGGCAGUCUGUUAUUAUAGCAUUAUCAAUAAUUCUUUUUGAUAUAAUUGAACUGAGAGGAGAUCAGUUUAAAGCUCACACAUUCUCUUUGCAUGUAAUGAUUCCCUACCUGGCUACAACAUUAGCACUGUUAAAACAUAAUUGGUAUCCUUCCAAGGUGUUUGUGGGAGAUACAUUUUGUUACGUUUCUGGAAUGACAUUUGCAGUUGUAGCUAUAUUAAGUCACUUCAGUAAGACAGUUUUACUGUUCUUUUUACCACAAAUUAUAAACUUUCUAUACUCAGUGCCUCAACUAUUCCACAUUAUUCCAUGCCCAAGGCAUCGCUUACCAAAAUAUAGUGAGGAGACUGAUUUACUUCAUGCAAGCAGAACAAUAAUAAUAAAGAAAGAAAUGACUGCACUUACUAAAUUAAUACUUCAAGUUUUAACUAUGUUACGUCUAAUUGAUAAGAUUGAAGAGGAAGAAAGUAUAACUAUAAACAAUAUGACACUUAUUAAUUUAUUUUUAAUAAAAUUAGGGCCAACACCUGAAGUUCUAUUAACCAAAAAGCUUAUGAUGUUUCAAGGCUUUUGUACAGUUGUAGCUUUCAUUAUAAGAUAUCCAUUAGCAUCAUAUUUUUAUGAUAGUUAAAAGUCGAUCAAAGUAAUAUAAGUUUAAUUAAGCACAUGACAUAUUGUGACCUUAGUUCUGGUAAUUACCAGGGCACCAUCACUGGGCUGUAGUAAUAAGUGCUUACGAUUUACGUUAACAUUUCGAAUUUCGAUUUUGACGUUAAAUGAGGUCUAUACCUAAAACUAGUUUAUCCAUUUGAAUCGAGAAAUUGGCCCGCGCGUUUAGGGUAUUAUUAAGAGUUUUAUUAAUGUACUAAAAAUUGAAAUUAAAACUAAAAACUUAUUAAUUUAGCAAAAUGUGAAGCUCAAAAUUUUAUUAUUUCAAGGUUUUUAUUCAGUGCCUAUCUACUUAUUGACCGUGUACACACAUAUCGAAUAUAAGAUAUAAUAUGUAGUGUCGUGUACUACUAAUAGUAAUAGUACUAGUACUACAGUACUACUAGUAGUAGUAGUACUACUACUACUACUGUAGUAGGUACUAUUAUCAUCAACUAAAAUAAGACUAAACUAGUAGAGGGUAAGAUAGUAAACAAUAAGCCUAGCGCCAUAGCUAUUAUUUCGCACCGCGUCAGGCACACAAGCGAAUAAUUCGACAGGUAAUUGAGCGCGUGAGCGAGCUAAAUUGCACUAUGUUGCUUAGUAAAAACAAUCGCUAUUUUAGUGAGUUGUGGUGCUUCUGUAGUAUUGAUCCAAUUACUAACUUCAGCGAAAAUUUAAUUAUUUUUCGCCAUCCUAAAGCGCGGUAUGCCGAUUCCGGUCAAACGAUAAUGUUAGGUAUUAUAAUCGACUGGUGCUCAAUCGUUAGGUACUGGUAAAUGUAAAUAAGAGCAUUGUAAAUUAAUAUCUGCUGAUAUGAGACAGUCUUAAGUUCUUCUACAUACAUACCCGUUAUCUCCUUUAUUUUAUGCACCACUGCCUACCACUUUCGGGGAUUAUAAGGCAUAAUUUUAUGUUGAAUAUUAAGUAGCUCAUUUAUUUCCACUUUAAUAUAAUUUUGUAGGUGUGGGAUUGACUAUGAAUGUACCUACAAUAUUUAAAAUGUAAUGCCGAAUAUGCUGAUAAAUACAGGGUCAUGGAGUACCUAUUUACCUACAUAUUUCGCAUAAUCGAUAAGCAGGCAAUAAUUAAAUCCCAAUAUUGUAAUCAACAUUUUAUUUUAGAGGAUGUUUUAUAUAAGAGGAUAGCCAAAGAUAAAAAUGAAUGUGAUAAAAAUAAUAAGUUUUUACGUUGUAAACAAUUUCAUUGCUAAACUCAUUCAUUGCUCUUUGUCUAAUAUUGGUACAUAGUUUUAUUUAGUUUCUUAAACAUAGUAAUGGCUGUUAAUAUUUUUAUAUGUUGUUUAUUAAAUGUAUGUACCCAUACAAUAAAGAGGAAUAACAAAA